Porites lobata is the source of this 7319-nucleotide messenger RNA. Lineage: Eukaryota; Metazoa; Cnidaria; Anthozoa; Scleractinia; Poritidae. The record is from the annotation of a GenBank genome assembly.
CAGACUUCUUGCCCUGUUGCUAGGGCUCAGAUACAAACAAGUUGUAACUUUGAAGAGAACAUAUUUAGCGAUAAUAGUCUUUUGGGCUAUCUCCAUCGUCGCUGCAACAAUGUACUUUGUGAACCCAUUUGUAACUUCCUGGAUUGGCAAUAUAGGUAUAAUACUCUGCUUGAUCACAUCAAUCUUGUCUUAUACCAAAAUUUUCAUUACUCUGCGUAAAAACCAAAUUCAGCCACUGGAACACGACUCAAAAGCACAGUCAAGCCAACCAACGUCAAUGAACAUGUCUCGAUACAGAAAGGCAGUAUCCAGUGCACUAUGGAUACAAGUAACAUUAGUUGUUUGUUAUCUACCGUACGUUGUUGCGGUAGUCUUAACGCCUAAAAGAGAAUUACCUUUGCCGUAUUACCUUGCUCGACAAUUUGGGAUUACUGUUAUGUACUUAAACUCAACAUUAAACCCAUUCCUAUAUUGCUGGAAAAUCAAAGAAGUCAGACAAGCGGUGAAAGACACACUCAGACAAGUUUUCUGUUCGUCGGUUUAAUUCAUAUGGCAGAAAGACAUGAGACUAUUGAUAUAUUAUUGUUGCUAUAAGAGAAGAAUUUGCAAGCGACUUAGUUCGAAAAGCCACACCAAAAAAAAGGCCUUGAGAAUUCACAACAAUUUUACUCCGUGUGCAAAAUACGGAUACGGAAAAACGCGGUGUGAGCAAAAUACAGUCAAAAUGUAUAAAUGAAAACUGGUUAAACCUAUUACGUUUCUAAUUUUUUUCUUUCGAUUGUUUAGUUCUAUCAAAAAUUAAAAAACACGCCUAAUUGCUUCAAAAGAAGGUGAACCUGACUUUCUCCCUGACAAUGAAGAAACUGUUAUGACUGUUGGGAACUAUUCGGCGUUCAAAUAUCUCUUGAUAAUCCUCUGUCCUACAAAAGGCUCCUGUUGCUAGGCAUGUUUUGAAAAUUGAUGAACUUGUGCUACCUUAAAUGUUUUCACGUUUGUCAAAACUACAUCCCAAAGGAGUUGAAAUCCGUGCAGUCAUAGUGCCCAACGAACGAUCAAGCGGCGAGAGUAAGUUACACUCAUUUCAGUCGACAAUAAAAAAAAAUUAACAUGUUUAACAAAACGAUUUAAGUUCUUAACCAGCUAAAAAAACACAUCAAGAAAUUUCCAUAACGACAAAGUUGAAAAGGAUGAAUUGUGGGAAACUACACGAGAUAUUGUUCUUGUGAGUAAUCUUAUAAUACAGUUAAAAAGAGCGUUGACAAAGCCUAUAAUCCGUUGGACCAAAAAACACAUAAAGCCUUGUUCGGUAGAAUGAGGAUGAUUAUACAAAGAACUGAGAGAUCUUUUAGACUUUUUAAAGCCCUUAGUAAAACACAUUCAGGCUAAGGCGUCAAAUAGUCAUGACGACGACUUUGUUUGGCAAACAUAAAGAUGAGAGUUUACUCAGAAAAAAGUGGGCUUUCUAAAGACAGGUGCGGGCUGGAAUUAUAUUCCCAUGGGGAGUACUCCGGUUUUCAAGUGACUGGGAUAAUCGAAGGUUUUUUUUUCGAUUACGGAAUUUUUUUUGGUGGGAAAUUUUGGUAAGUUUUUUUUAGGGUGGCUUGAUUUAAGUAGGUAUUUUUUUAGUAUUCAAAAUAAUCUGAAGAUUCAGUGGUAGUGCCCGCAUAUCUUGGCCUCGCAGUUCUGCGAAUAAAGUACAACCAAACUUGUCUUAAAAAACCUCAUUUUUCGUGUUAUAUCAUUUAAUGCUCUCUAGAAAUUUUUAAGGCUCGGAAGUUCGGCGUGGGAUUUUUGUGGGUUAAUAUUUGGUCCAGGGAUUUUUGGGGGGGUUUUGAUGGAAGCCCUUCAGAUAUUUUGGGGUUUUGAUUUUUGCUUCCAUUCGAUUAUCCCUUUCACUUGAAACCCGGAGUCUUCCCCCCGCCCCCGCCCCGAGAUUACACUAAGCCAAGUUGUACAGCUACCAUCAUGAACAAAAGGUACAAAUCUCCACAGUUUUUGCAGAAAUUUCCCACCCCUCCAGUCUUAUGUCAAACACCCGCACCCAAAUGCCGGUCAUUACUUCCUACCUUUCAGGGUACGUACCGUAAAAAACCGUUUAUAACCCUUGAGCUUAUUUGUCUUCGUAAGGGGUUUUAAGAGGACUUCUAAACGAAGGGGCUUAUAUCCGAGGGGGCUUAUGAACGAAGGGGCUUAUAUCCGAGGGGACUUACAACAGUGUUACAACCGGAAUAAAAAAAGCGCUUUGAAACAAGCCGCUAUAGCAGUGCUGAUCAAAAUACGUUUUGAAUUUACUGGUUUUGAGUUAAGCUUCGAGACGUCAUAAUAAAUCAAAUUCAUUUCAAUACUUUUGGAGUGGGGCUUGUGGCCGGGGGAUCAUAAUCGGAUGCAUUUUUUUGUUGUUGUUUACAGGUAGAUGGGAAAAUAACUGGGAUGAUUUAUAAGUGGGUGAGCUUGUUUACGGAUUGAAAGCCAAGUCAAAUACCCCGAGAUUGCUCAAGGGGAUAAAUGCUGAUAUUUCUGUUUAGUCGGCAUGAAGGGACUGGAUUCCCCGCCGGGGAAACGACUUACCUGAUGGGCAAGGGCCAGGAGAGGGGAUAUACUCAACAAAGUUUUAGACGGGGAGGUUCCGCCACGAGGUCCAAUCCCUUACCCUUUUAUGCACCGUUCUUGACAGAAAAGGUUCCCCUUUCGUGUACAGUAAAAACCCGCGUAUAAGAACCUAACAUUUAAGAACCUGUCAGGCUAAAAUUUCAUUUUUAAGCACCCUUCACAUAAGAACCAUUUUAGGCUAAAAUCCUAAAACAGGUUCUUAUUUUCAAAAAAAAAAUUUAUAGAAUUCGGAAAUUUUCUCAAAAACACAGUCUGUAUGCAAUAAUACUCUAAACCCUAUAGCAUGGUUACAUAAAACUUUACCAUAGGUUUGAUUGUAACAGAAUCAGAUUAAAAUAGUAUAGUAUUUUGCUUAACGAAGCCUCUAAGAAUACUGUUUUUGGACAUUAAACACCAGAUCAUUUUAAAAUUCAGCUUUAUUUCUUGAACAAAAGUUAAGAACCUAAUUAAGAACCUAGUUAGCCUAAUUUUACACUAAAUACCAUUUAUAUAAGAACCUGUUUAGGCUAACUUGGAAAAACCUAGGUUCUUAUACGCGGGUUUUUACUGUACUUUCUAUUGACAAAUGGUACACCUUUCAUUUACAAAGUUUAGAACGCCUCUCUUCUUUUCAUUCAAAUUACAGAGCAUUCAUAACUUAUCAAUAGAAGUCUCUAACCUGCUGUUGUGACUUAUUCCUGGCCAAAUUUAUCGAGCGCGCGUGGGUCGUAGCGGCUUGCAAACUCGGUUGGUUCAUAUAUAUUUUAUGUAUAUAUCCAGUGGUGUCUGCCAUGGCAUAACAAUUUACAUUAUGUCAAACAAUCCCUGAGCAGGAAACUUAAACAAACAGAGGACGCUCCACCUGCGCUGUUAGUCAUUUUAUGUCAAAGCACGUUUGAGGUGUUGGACAGUUGCUCGUUCAAGAGAACCUACUCAAACUGUAGCAAAAUGGUGGAAACAAACUUAACUGGAGAAGGAAUCUACAAAACGUUCGAACAACUUUAUUGUUCCAAAGAAAUGGCGGCCGGAAAGGUGAACAAUCAUUUAAUAAUUUUGUCUGCGAUAAAUAUAUUUCUGUCUAUUACCGCAUCUCUGGGGAAUACUCUGAUUCUAGUUGCUCUGCGCAAGGAAACUUCACUUCAUCCGCCGUCCAAACUCCUGUAUCGAAACCUAGCGAUUACUGAUCUCUGUGUUGGUAUCAUCGUUGAGCCUGUUGCUGUUUGUUACUGGACAUCGGAGGCGAUGGAACGAUGGGAUAUUUGUCGCCACGUUAAUGUUUCAACGUAUGUAAUCGGUUUUAUUCCGUGUUCAGUAUCUUUGAUGACAGUUACUGCAUUAAGCGUGGACAGACUUCUCGCCUUGUUGCUGGGUCUCAGAUAUAGACAAGUUGUAACUUUGAAAAGAUCAUACGCAAUCAUAACCAUCCUUUGGGCUGGCGCCACUGUCUCUGGAACAAUCUACUUUGUGAAUCCCCUCGUAACUUCCUGGAUCGGCAACGUAGCUAUAAUACUCUGUUUGAUCACUUCGAUCUUCUCGUAUUCUACCAUUUUCUUUACUCUUCGUAACAACCAAAUUAAGCCACAGGAACACGUCUCGCAAGCACAGUCACCUCAAGCAAUUCCACUGAACAUGGCUCGAUACAGAAAGGCAGUAUCCAGUGCAUUAUGGGUGGAAAUAACAUUAGUUGUUUGUUAUCUGCCGUAUGUUGUUGCCGUACUCUUAACGCCUAAACGAGAAUUAUCUUUGCCACAUUACUUUGCUAGACAAUUUGGGGUUACCGUCAUGUACUUAAACUCGUCGUUAAACCCGUUGUUGUACUGUUGGAAGAUCAAAGAAGUUAGACAAGUAGUGAAAGGCACACUCAGACAUAUUUUCUGUUCGUUUGUUUAAUUUCUGUGCUUUUCAUAUUCUUAUCAGUCCUUUAAGCUGAUCUUUCCCUGCGUUUCUUGUGUUCUUUUUCUUUUUAAUUAUUUUUUUUCCGAGCGAUAUAUCUGUUAAUACUGACAUAAACAGUGACCUUUUAUUAAUGAGAAAACGUUGCCAUGUAGAUUCUCUCCUUUAUAUGUAGGUUUUUAUUAUUUUUAGGUUUAUUGAGGCUAGAAAUAAGUGCUAUUUAGUAAAACAUUCGAUAAUUUUUGCUCGGUAUGUGUAGUACAAGUAACGAUUUUACAGUUUCCCUCGAUUAUGUCUCUCACUUUCUCAGCAUAUAACUGAUCUCUGUGUUGGUAUCAUCGUGGGACCUUUUAGCGCUGCUUAUUGGAUAUCUUAGGCGAUGGAACGAUGGGAUAUUUGUUUCUACGCCCUUCUCUUAUCAUCUAUGAUAAGCAGUGUUCUGUGCGUAGUGUCUUUACUGACAUUAACUGCAAUAAGCAUUGAUAGAGUUCUCGCCCUGUUACUGGGGCUCAGAUACAGACAGAUCGUAACUUUGAAGAAAACAUAUGUUGUUAUGCUAAUCUUCUGGGUUUGCUCAAUUGUCGCUGCAACUAUGUAUAUUGUGAACACGCUUGUAACUUCCUGGAGGGCCAACAUGGUUACAUUUCUAUGUCUCGUCACCUCGAUCUUCUCUUAUACCAAAAUUUUCCUUACUCUGCGUUACAGUUCAAUUCAGCCACAGAAACAAAUCUCGCAAGCACAGUCAACCCAAGCAACUCCACUGAACAUGGCUAGAUACAGAAAGGCAGUAUCAAGUGCAUUGUUGAUACAAGUAACAUUGGUUGUUUGUUAUCUUCCGUAUGUCGUCGCGGUAUUUCUAACACCUCAAGGGAAAUUAACUUUACAUAAUUACCUUUCGCGACAAUUUGGGUUUACGGUGAUGUGCUUAAACUCGUCAUUAAACCCGUUGUUGUACUGCUGGAAGAUCAGAGAAGUCAGACAAGCGGUAAAACAGGUGAAAGACACUCUCAGACAAAUUUGCUGUUCGUUGGUUUAAUUUCUAUACAAUCAUACUCAAUUUAAACUUAUCAGAGGGUAAAUAUUUUCCUCUAUUGCCUUAUUUUAUUUUUGUGUUCAUGUUUAUUGUACUUUAUUUUUUUUUUAUCUAUUUAUUUGUGCUGUGCGUGAAACUUCACUGUUUUGAUUUACAAUAUACCCUUGGAACAAAACAGUAUAUAUAAAAAAAAAUACACGAUGCUUUAGUCGAUUCUCUCUUCCGACUGGUGAUUUUGGCUUUGUUCGGUUUAUCGAAACAAGAAUUUAGUGUUUUUAAGAUAAAGAUUCAAUAAUGUGCGCCUCAAUUGUGUGUUAAAGUUAAAGCGCUGAAAAACGCCAGUAAUAAAAGAACAAAAAACAGACAGUGUCCCCUUCUUUGUAACAAUUAAAAAACGGAGUUUUUCACACGCAAACAAGAUUGCUGUUCUUUGGUUAAUUUCUUUGCGUUUCAUUCUACAUAUGUUCUUGUCAUUACUUAAACCUACAAUUGUAGUCCAUUUCAAUUUUUUUAAAUGUUUUAACGCUGACCUGAAUUAAAACGAUGUUUAUAUCGAUUCUCUCUUAAGUUUCUUACGCUUAUUGAUGUCAGAAUUACGCGUUCUUUAGGUAAAAAAUUCAAUAAUUUGUGCUGUUUGUGUAUGAAAAGUAGACAUUUUGAAAAGCCUUUAAAGGUUCCUUCGAUCAUGUCUUCUUCAUCCUCGUUAUCCACAAAGCGGAAUUUUUCAAUCCGUUAGCAGGUGCGAGAAUGCGUAAUCCUUCUUUCAGAGAAGCUUUUUAGGAAUUUUUGUUAAAAUUUAUAUUCUGUUACUCAAAGGCAAAUUUGCAAGUAAGUAACUAAGAAAAGCAAAACCCACAAAGGACCCGAAGAACGCACAAGUGACAAAUUUAGUCUAGUGUUUAUUUCAUUAUUCAAAAAAUGGAAAAGACGUAAAGCGGCAGUGUGAGCUAAAGAAGAGUGGUUAAAAUUGUGACGUUUUAAUUGCUUUUUUGACGUUGAUUACUUAAUUUCCAUAUAAACUAAAAAUUAGCUCUAAUUACCUCAGUAGCAGGUGACACCAAGUGAGACACAACUAUCCAUUCAAAUAUUUGUUCCCUACUCCAAAACAUGUCACCUUGGAACCUCUUAUGGUUCACCUUAUUGGAUAUCUGAGGCAACAGAAAGAUGGGAUAUUUGUCGCUACGUCUUCGUAUCAGCGUAUGUCAUAGGAUAUGUUCUUUUUGCGGUGUCCUUAAUGACGAUAACUUUAGUAAGCUUAGACAGACUUCUUGCCCUGUUGCUAGGGCUCAGAUACAAACAAGUUGUAACUUUGAAGAGAACAUAUUUAGCGAUAAUAGUCUUUUGGGCUAUCUCCAUCGUCGCUGCAACAAUGUACUUUGUGAACCCAUUUGUAACUUCCUGGAUUGGCAAUAUAGGUAUAAUACUCUGCUUGAUCACAUCAAUCUUGUCUUAUACCAAAAUUUUCAUUACUCUGCGUAAAAACCAAAUUCAGCCACUGGAACACGACUCAAAAGCACAGUCAACCCAACCAACGUCAAUGAACAUGGCUCAAAACAGAAAGGCAGUAUCCAGUGCACUAUGGAUACAAGUAACAUUAGUUGUUUGUUAUCUGCCGUACGUUGUUGCGGUAGUCUUAACGCCUAAAAGAGAAUUACCUUUGCAGUAUUACCUUGCUCGACAAUUUGGGGUUACUGUGAUUUACUUAAACUCAACAUUAAACCCAUUCCUAUAUUGCUGGAAAAUCAAAGAAGUCAGACAAGCGGUGAAAGACACACUCAGACAAGUUUUCUGUUCGUCGGUUUAA